Messenger RNA from Amyelois transitella, 3000 nucleotides. RefSeq names its product eukaryotic translation initiation factor 4 gamma 2 (gene NAT1). Gene Ontology annotation, cellular component: eukaryotic translation initiation factor 4F complex. Gene Ontology annotation, molecular function: translation initiation factor activity; protein binding; mRNA binding. The record is from RefSeq and is a predicted model, not a curated record. Bases 384 to 2435 code for a protein of 683 amino acids. NCBI's taxonomy places the organism in Eukaryota, Metazoa, Arthropoda, Insecta, Lepidoptera, Pyralidae. The transcript has 7 exons.
GGGUAACCGGAGGCUCUCUCGCGCGACAUCAGCAUCGUUGCGCGGCGGAGGCUGCGCCCCCUGCGGACCCCACCGGCGGCAAGACGGACAGCGCGCGCUCGCCGGGGCCCGCGCCGCGCGCCUCGGCCCGGACGCCCGCCGUCCCGCCGAGGCGACGCUGGGUCCCCCCGUCCUCGCUGCGCCACCACGAGGUGCCUGACGCCGAUGCCAAGCACGACGUCAUAUUCCGAAAGGUGCGCGGUAUUCUUAACAAACUUACCCCAGAAAAGUUUCAAAAGCUGAGUGAUGACCUGCUCGGCUUGGAGCUGGACUCUGACAAGGUGCUUAAGGGCGUGAUCCUCCUGAUCUUCGAGAAGGCGCUGGACGAGCCCAAGUACUCGUCGAUGUACGCGCAGCUGUGCAAGCGGCUGAGCGAGGAGGCGCCCAACUUCGAGCCCGCCGGCCAGCCCUGCACCUUCAAGCUGCUGUUGCUCAACAAAUGCCGCACUGAGUUCGAGAACAGGGCUCAGGCGUUCGCCGCCUUCGAGGACAAGGCGCUGUCUCCCGAGGAGGAGGAGAAGCGGCACCUCGCCAAGUGCAAGAUGCUGGGCAACAUAAAGUUCAUCGGCGAGCUGGGCAAGCUGGAGAUCCUGGCCGAGUCCAUCCUGCACCGCUGCAUCCAGAACCUGCUGGCGCGGCGCGCGGCCGCCGAGCACCACGAGGACCUGGAGUGCCUGGCGCAGCUGGUGCGCACGUGCGGCCGCGUGCUGGACUCGCAGCGCGGCCGCGGCCUCAUGGACCAGUACUUCGCGCGCAUCCACACGCUGUCCACCAGCCGCGAGCUGGCGCCGCGCAUCCGCUUCAUGCUGCGCGACGUGGUGGAGCUGCGGCGCGGCGGCUGGGUGCCGCGCGUGGCCACGGCCGCCGAGGGCCCCGUGCCCAUCCAGCAGCUGCGCGGGCAGUCGCCGCCGCGGCGCGAGCGCGAGCCGCUGUUCCGGCGCGCGCGGCCGCUGGAGGACGUGCUGGCGGGGCUGGCGCUGCAGCCGGCCGCGCCGCUGCCCGCGCCCGACAAGCUGUUCGGCAACGGGUUCCGCGACGGGUUCCGCGCGCGCCCCGCCGCGCACUUCCCGCGCGCCCCGCGCCCCACCGCGCCCCGGGCGCGCCGCGUGUACGCGGGCGGCGCGCUGCAGGACGUGCAGAUGCGGCCGGCGCCCAACUCGCUCAUGUUCUCGGCCAACCAGCUGCUGCGGCCCGCGCCGCCCGCGCCCGUGCUGCCCGCCUUCAGCACGCCCGCGCCGCGCGCCGACCAGCCCGCCAUCGCCAUCAAGCCCGCGCCCGACAAGAAGGACAAGCCGCGCAAGGACAAGGGAGUGAACAAAGAGGAGGCCUGCCGGCUGGCGGUGGCGGCGGUGGACGCGCUGGCGGCGGGCGGCGUGCCGCUGGGCGACGACGUGCCGCGCGAGGCGCACGAGCACGCCGAGCGGCUGCUGGCGCUGCAGCUGCCCGACAAGCUGCUGCGCCGCGCGCUCACCGCCGCGCUGGAGCACGCGCUGCAGCCGCCGCCGGAGGGCUCGGUGACCGCGGAGGCGCGGGCGUGGGCGGCGUGCGUGCUGUGGCGCGCCAGCAAGCGCGCGGGCGCGGCCGAGUGGCUGCGCGCGCGGCUGGGCGCGGCGCCCGCCGGCGCGCUGCUGGCCGAGGCCGUGCGCCACAAGCUGCUGCCGCUGGCCGAGCUGGGCGCCUGGUGCGAGGGCCAGCACCACGCGCUGCUGCUGGCCGUGCUGCAGCGCCUGCGCGAGCUGCUCGACCUGGACACGCUGCGCGACCUCACCGACGAGAGCAAGCUGAACCUGUGCGCGUUCGUGUCGGAGGGCGGCGCCGAGCCGGACGCCGAGCACGCGCUGGCGGCGCUGGAGGCGCGCGGGCUGGCGGCGCUGGUGCCGCAGCUGCGCGUCACGGCCACGCUGGCGGCGCAGCUGGACGCCGAGCCCGCGCCGCACGCGCUGUACCGCUGGAUCAAGGCCAACGUGGAGCCGGCGGUGCGGCAGAAGGCGGCCUUCGUGUCGGCGCUGGUGGCGCUGCUGGCGGCGCGCGUCACGGCGGCGGCGGGCAGCGCGGGCGCGGCGCCGGGCAGCGCGGCGCUGGAGCGCGAGAAGGCGCUGGUGGAGACGUACGCGCCGCUGCUGACGGCGCUGCUGGCGGCGCGCCAGGACCUGCAGCUGGCCGCCGUGUACGCCGUGCAGGUGCACGCGCACCGCCACCGGUACCCCAAGGGCAUGCUGCUGCGCUGGUUCAUGUACCUGUACAACCUGGAGGUGGUGGAGGAGGACGCGUUCCUGCGCUGGCGCGAGGACGUCACGGACGCCUACCCCGGCAAGGGCGAGGCGCUGUUUCAGGUGAACGCGUGGCUGACGUGGCUGCAGCAGCAGGAGUCGGAGGAGGAGGACGCCGAGGACUAGGCGGCGGUCGCUGCCGGGGGCCACAUUCGGCGCGCCUGCCGCUUUUAUUUCGCGCUCAUCUCAUUAUAUAAAUAUAAUUAAGCCAAAUAGUUAAAAAUACCUACCUUCGUCGCCAUUUAACCCUCGGCCCGUCGCGCUCGGGACUCCGGGGUUAAAUAGGUCAAUUUUUAGGUUAUAUUACGUAAACGAAUAUUAGUAUCUCGAGAUAAUUUUUUGUAGGCCUUUUACUCGAUUUUGAUACUUUUACAAAUGUAUACAAUGUAUAGUGUUCGUUCGGACGUAUGAUUGCACCCGGUCUGCCCUCUGCCCACGUGAGCGUGUUUUAGUUGAAAUUGUAUUAUAUAAAUAUAUAUAUAAAGGAAGAACUUAAAUCAAUUUUUAUUAAUAAUAUCAUGAUCAUUUAUUUUCAAAGCUAAAUGGACUUAGUGAUAAACUGUAAGAAUGCUUCGAUUUCAUUAUAAUAUCAAAUUUAGAUUUUUUGUAACUAGAUAAAGAAAAGUAAAAAAAAAAAUAUUUCCCUCGGGCGUAAGAAUCGUAUGUGAGUUGUCAUAAAGUUGUGCAGUAA